This is a messenger RNA of Dalotia coriaria, 1768 nucleotides long. RefSeq names its product Brahma-associated protein 60 (gene Bap60). Lineage: Eukaryota; Metazoa; Arthropoda; Insecta; Coleoptera; Staphylinidae. The record is from RefSeq and is a predicted model, not a curated record. Gene Ontology annotation, cellular component: nucleus; SWI/SNF complex. The transcript has 3 exons. Gene Ontology annotation, biological process: regulation of transcription by RNA polymerase II. Gene Ontology annotation, molecular function: transcription coregulator activity. Bases 173 to 1675 code for a protein of 500 amino acids.
AUAUAUGUAAUACCAGGUAUAAAGAGCUGUAUGUUGGGUUGCCUAUAUCAUAACAGCAAAUUCUUAAUUUCCCACUCCUCCCUUAACCGAAGCAUUUUAAUGGCUGCCGCGUCGUCUCAGGCUUGUAUCGAAUACCUCAUAAAUUCUAACUAAAAACUACCUGAAAUCAACGAUGGCCCAACGCUUCCCUGGGCCAGGCCCAUCCCCGGGAUCAGGCGGGCCGCCACCGCAGCGUUAUCAGCCGCCUCCGAACCAACUACGAUCGUAUCCCGGACCGCCGUUUGCACCGAUGCAAAGAAGUGGUUUUACACCACCACCAAACAUGCAACCAGGUCCAGGCGGUAGUCAAUUAAUGCCAAGACCACCUCAACAACCCUAUUCCCCAAUGAGGGCUGGCCCCAUUUGCAACAAACGGCCGGCAGAUGACCGCCGCGGCGGGCCAAUUCAACAAAAAGGACAUUACAAUGAGUACAUGCACGGCAAAAAGAAGAAAAAACUAGCUGAUAAGAUCCUACCACAAAAAGUAAGGGACCUAGUACCAGAAAGUCAAGCUUACAUGGAUUUACUAGCUUUUGAGAGGAAACUAGAUGCUACAAUCAUGAGAAAGAGGUUGGAUAUUCAAGAAGCACUUAAAAGACCCAUGAAACAAAAGCGAAAACUACGGAUUUUCAUUUCUAAUACUUUCUAUCCAAGUAAAGAACCAAGUGCAGAUGGACCUGAAGGACCUGGUCAAGAAGGUACUCUUGCUUCUUGGGAGUUACGAGUCGAAGGUCGCCUUCUGGAAGACACCAAGAACGACCCCAACAAAGUAAAACGCAAGUUUUCCUCCUUCUUCAAAUCGCUGGUCAUCGAGCUGGACAAGGAACUCUACGGCCCUGAUAAUCACCUUGUCGAAUGGCACCGCACACUCAGCACUCAAGAAACCGACGGUUUUCAAGUCAAACGACCCGGCGACAAGAACGUACGCUGCACAAUUCUACUUCUCUUGGACUAUCAACCACUGCAGUUCAAGCUGGAUCCGCGCCUUGCUCGUCUUCUCGGCGUGCAUACACAAACACGCCCGGUGAUCAUCAGCGCUCUAUGGCAGUACAUCAAAACGCAUAGGUUACAAGACUCUCACGAACGCGAGUACAUUGUCUGCGACAAGUACUUGGAGCAAAUUUUCGGCUGUAAUCGCAUGAAAUUCGCUGAAAUUCCACAACGUCUCAACCCACUUCUACAUCCCCCAGACCCAAUCGUUAUCAAUCAUGUUAUUUCCGUCGAAGGUGGCGCAGAUAACAAACAAACUGCUUGUUAUGAUAUCGAUGUGGAAGUCGAUGAUACUCUCAAGACUCAGAUGAAUAACUUUUUGUUGUCUACGGCCAGUCAACAGGAGAUUCAGGGCUUGGAUUUGAAGAUUCACGAAACCGUGGAUACAAUCAAUCAGUUAAAGACGAACAGAGAGUUCUUUUUGAGUUUUGCCAAGGAUCCGCAGCAGUUUAUACACAAGUGGAUUGUGUCGCAGACGCGCGACUUGAAGGCGAUGACUGACGUGGUGGGUAAUCCAGAGGAGGAACGCAAGGCGGACUUCUUCUAUCAGCCGUGGGCUCAAGAGGCGGUUUGUAGGUAUUUCUAUACUAAAGUGCAGCAGAAACGCGCUGAGCUGGAGCAGGCGCUUGGCAUUCGUAAUAAUUAAUUAUAAAAUAUUCGAGUUAGGUUUAAGUGAAUUUAGGGUAAGGUUUUUAAUAUUUCGAAUAAAAAAUAAACAAGAAGAUAAAUGUCAAACAAA